Messenger RNA from Drosophila grimshawi, 11681 nucleotides. It is a transcript of the gene zormin, whose product is annotated as titin. The record is from RefSeq and is a predicted model, not a curated record. Gene Ontology annotation, biological process: synapse organization; homophilic cell-cell adhesion. NCBI's taxonomy places the organism in Eukaryota, Metazoa, Arthropoda, Insecta, Diptera, Drosophilidae. The coding region runs from base 366 to 11453 and encodes 3695 amino acids. The transcript has 19 exons. Gene Ontology annotation, molecular function: protein binding; axon guidance receptor activity. Gene Ontology annotation, cellular component: neuronal cell body; axon; plasma membrane.
AACGAACUCAGCCAAAAUAAAACAAAACAAAAACAAGCAAUACUAAAUAAUAUAAGCAUAAAUCGAUUCAUUUCUUCUAUAGAGCUUCUAAAACCAAACACACAAAAUGCACAACAAAUAAUAACAAUAAAAAAGAGCAACCACUAAGCGAAAGACGCGCGCGCAAAAAGAAAUACCAGCAAAAAAAUAAAAAAUAAAGCACAAAAACACAAAGGAAAACUAAACGGGAAAGAUUAAAAACGCCCACGCAAAACAUACAAAACUACACGUAGCCGCUAAGCCGACAAAAGAAGAAGAAGAAAACAAUAACAACAACAACAACAACCAGCAAACAACAACACUCAUCACACUUCACAGCCGCAAACAUGGAACGUCGCCAAGCGUUAGACUCAUCGAUGUCUUCACUCUACUCGGCCAGCUCCUCGAAUCGCCAGCAGCCGCUCCAUUCCCAGUCCCACUUCCAGUCCCAGUCCCAGUCACAGUCGCAGUUCCCGUCGCAGUCGCAGUUGCAGUUACAGUCGCAGUCGCAGCUAGACGCCUUCAAUUAUUCAGCAACAAUGUCAUCAUCGUCGCCAACGCCGAGCCAGGCAACGAACAUCACCAGCACCAGCAACACCAACACUACCACCCCCCUGCGUGCCACCACCAUUGGCACCGUCGUCGUACGCUGUGGACCCAUCCAGCUGGUGAUAGCGCUCUUGCAAAGCCCCGAUAAGAUUUACAUCAAGGUGGUUGAGUUGGAGCCAAAGAUCACAGCGCUUGGCGACAACUUGGAUGAGUCGAUACACAUGCAAAGAGAGCACGAUGAAACACUACGCAAUCUGCAGAACCUGCCCGGUCCCAUGGAGGAGUUCGUACAAAAGGCCGACAAGUUGCUGGCCAGCAAACGAAUCAGCUCGGAGCUAGUCAAUGCCAUGGCCGAUACACUGAAUGUCAUCUGGCAGGAUAUAUUGAAUCUGUUGCACGAUCGCCAGCAUAUAUUGCACUUGUGCACACAGUUUCACGACAAGAUGACGCAGUGUUUCCGGCGCAUGGAUCAGCUGGAGCUGGCCUGCAGCGAGACAUCCCUUCCCACCGAGGUGGCUGGCGUUCAAGAGUUCCUAAACAGAUUUAAACAGUUGCGCAUUGAUAUGCUCACCGGUGUGAUGGCAGCUCUCAAGGAUGGCAAUGAGCUGCUGGCUCAGUUGCAGGAGCUGGAAAAGCUCGAGACACUGGACACGCGACCGGAGCACAUUAAGCGCGAUGCAACGAGAGCUGUGCAUCAAGUCCAGCAGUGGCUAGAGGCAUUGCACGAUCGUCGGAACUCACUGGAGCUCGAGUGGCAGACGCGCAAAACGCAGCUGGAGCAGUGUCUGGCCCUGAAGCUGCUCGGACGUGAGCUCAUUGAACUAGAGGCAGCGCUUCAGCAGGCCAGGCACGAGCUGAACACCAUGUAUAGUCUGGGAGAAUGCGAGCACUCAUCCAAUCAGGCCUUACUCAAGUAUCGCCAGUGGAAACAGCAGGCGCUGUUGCUCCGCGAUCGCGCUUUGAAAAUUACUCGAGCCAAGGAGAAAGUUCAGGCAUCGGGUCACUUUGCAGGGGAUGAAGAUUGCGCUCGUGCCUAUGCGGUGCUUAGUGGUUGUACGGAGCACCUGGAUCUGGUGGAUCAGCGGGAGCAUUGGCUGCAGCAGUCACGGGAUUUCUUUGCCAAGGCAGAGCACACACUCAGCGUGCUGGAGAAGCUCGAGCUGGAGCUGGCGAGCGUCAAAUUACCACCCAAUUCACCCGAGAGCUAUGCCAUGUUUGCCAAGGUAUCGCGAGAUGUGCGCACAUUCACGGAAGAGCCACUGCGCCUAGGCUAUGGCAUACUGGAUGAAGUGGGACGCACACAGCCGGAGACGCAGGGCAUUAAGCGUGUCCUCGACGAACUGGAGAACCGCAAGGCGUAUGUGGAGGGUAUCUGCGCGCACAGCACAGAGGAUCAUCAGCGUGUCCAGCGGGCACUGUCUGAAUUUCUGGCGCAGCACAACGAACUGCUCGCCUGGCUGCGCGCCUCCGGCCACCUGCAGCUGCAGCAAAGCAUCAGCAUGGGUCGCAAUCUACAUCAGGCCAAGCAGUUCCUACUGCAACAUCAUGAGCUAAUGCAGGAUCUGGAGAUCAAAGGUGAACUCAUCAAUCUGCUGCUUGAGUCGAUCAAACAGCAUCUGGAAUCACUUAGUCCGCAGCAGCGUUACGACGUGGACUCCAAGGCCGAGUCGCUGCACAAGCACUGGAUAGAGCUGAAGGAUCUAGUGCUGAAGCGCGUCGACUACGUCUCCCUGCUCAUUGAGUUCUUCGAGCAGGCCAAUGAGCUCUCUAGUCAACUGGAUCAUUUGCAGCGCCAGCUACUGCAAACGCCCGACGAGCACAAGUUGCAGUUCCUUCAAGCCACAUGGGCCAACAUCGCCGCCAGCUACGCCGAGCUGAAGUCAUCCGGCCAGCGAUUCAUCAACUUGAAAAUUGUGGAUCCAUAUCUCGAGACGAAAUCCUCUGUGCAGGCAGUGGAAGAGACGCUAAACGGCUUCAGUAAGCGGCAAGUCGACGUGUCGAGCAGUUUGGAAAAUUGGACAACGAGCAUUGCGGAGAAGCGUGAAGUUGAAUAUCUACUGGAGAAAGUCAUGAGUGAUAAUGAGGAAAUCGUCGCGAAGAGCACACAGGUGGAUACACAACUGUAUCCCGUGUUCAGCACAUCCAGCUUGGACUCCAAGCAACUGUUGACGAGCACACGCGAGAAGCUCUCCCAUGUCACAGAGGAUAUCGAGCGAGCGCAGGAGGAGAUUCAACAGCGCAUCCAAACCACACUGAGCAUACAGACAAAGGAUCAGCACUCGCUUUCCAAGAUCGAGCAGGUGAUCAACAAUCUGCGCAUGCUGAAGGCAAAAUUGGAUGGCAUCAAGUACGACUAUCGCACCCUCUUGGAGAGUGUGCUGCAGUUCCUCGAGAACAUUGUGCAGUUGCGCCGUGAGAUCGAUGCGUAUUUUGCCAAGCAGCAGCAGCCGCAGCCAAAGUCAUCGGGCGUGGACCGCACCAUUGCCGAGCAUGAGAAAUUCCGCGAACUGUGCAUGGAUAAAUUUAGAUCGUUAAUCACACAAUCCGAACUGCUGAUCGAUCGGGUGCGCAUAUUGGAGCCGCCUGGCGCUCGCGAAAUCGACACGGAUCGCAUUUUGAAGUUGUUGGAGAAUUUGCGCAUUCACUUCGAGUCGAACAACAGCGCCACGAUGUCGUCUCUGGAGCGUCUCGAGAAGAUCGAGCUGUUCCGCAACGAUCUGGAGGAUAUUGAUCGCAGUCUGGAUAGCGUCAGCAAGCAAUUGCACGAUAUUAAUGGACAGAGUGUGGAUAGUUUAGCUGCUGCCAAGACCACUUCGCUGGCAUUCGAGUACUUUGAACGUACCAUAGAGUGUUCAAUGCCCCAAAUAUUGAAAUCGACGCCACAUCAGCGACGGUGGGGUCAAACAGCGCAAACAGUGGAGCUGCUCGAGAAACGCAUUGAGAAGUUCACAGAGACGACGAGCCAGCAGCUGCUCAUUAGCAAUCCGGAAAGCGAAUCGUAUGUUAAGGACGAGCUGCGCAAGCUCAACGAGAAAUGGCAGAGUUUCAAGGACCAAGUGAAACAGAAACGAAAGAGCCUUAAUCAGGCAAGCGAGUUUUUCGAGGCGGUCGAAAAGAUCGAUGCGGAGUACCGCGAGAUAAGUUACUUCUACAACAGCGUCUCCAACAAGGUGCCCUAUUUACGGGAUGCCGUCGAAGCGUCCAACUUGGUCAAUGACAUUGAAAAGUAUGUGACCAGUCGGGAAGCGGCUCUACGCUCCAAACUGGACAGCGCGUCACACUGUGCGCACGACAUGAGCAAAGUUUCAACGCUGUACAACGAUGUGAUGAACAUAUUCCAGUCGUUUAUCAAACUUAAGAUGGACAUCAAUGUUGUGCAGGAGCGUCUGAAACAGGAGCAGCGUCAGCGGGAGCAGCGCGAGCGGGAUGCACGCGACCAGGCGGAACGGGACCAAGCGAUGCGCGAAGCGGAGGCCAAGGAGCGAUUGGCUCGGGAGGAGCAAGCGCGUCUGGAGGCACAGCGUCAACAGGCGGCCAUUGAACAGGCGCAACGCGAGCUGGCAGCUCGCCAACUAUCACUGCGGGAGCAGGCUGUGCGAGAGGAGGAGGCCAGACUGCAGGCGGUGCGUGAGCAGGCGGCAAGGGAGCAACAUGCUCGAGAGCAGUCUGCUCGCGAGGAGGAACAACGCAUUCAAGCAUUGCGCGACAUUGCGAAGCGGGAGGAGGAGCUGCGCAUGCAAGCUCUGCGAGAUGAGGAGGCACGUCUGCACACCAAACGCGCAGAGGAUAUCCGCAUGAAGCGCGAAGAGGAGAUCAGACAGAAACGCGAGGAGGAGGUCAGACAGAAACGCGAAGAGGAGAUCAGGCUGCAGCGCGAUGAGGAGUCCAGACAGAAGCGCGAGAACGAGGCACGCAUUCAGCGUGAGGAAAUAACGCGUCUACAAACGCUACGCGAUCAGGUGGAUCAGCAGCGCAUUGUCACGGAGAAUAUACGCAAGGAUAUACAAGUGAAUCAGAUAUUUACAGAGCUCCGCUAUGCCUCCCCCUUGUUUGUGCGUCCUCUGAAGGAUGCGUUGACCCGCGAGGGUGAACGCUUCGUGUUCGAAUGCGAGGUGACAGGUACUCCUGAGCCGAAUGUGGAGUGGUUCAAGGACGGCAUCAGCAUACAGAACAAUGCGGACUAUAAGACCAGCUUUGACAAGGGCAUCUGUCGCCUGGUCAUUGAAGAGACCUUUGCCGCGGAUACGGCACGAUUCACUUGUCGUGCUUCCAAUCUGGUCGGCACUUGCGACACCAAUGCCACAUUGACGGUGCGUGAGAAUGUUGCCGAGCUGCAGCUAGUGCCGCCACGCAUCCUGCGCUUCCUUGAGAGCGGCAAGGCAACCGAGGGUACAUCCUUCCAGUUCGCCUGCGUGGUCACCGGUGUCCCACUGCCCACUGUGCAAUGGUUUAAGAAUGACAAAUGCAUCGAUGACUCGCCGGAUUAUGUCAUCAGCUAUAACAACGGCGAGGCCACGUUGCGUUUCGAGGAGGUCUUCCUGGAGGAUGAUGCUGUCUACACGUGCAGUGCCUCAAAUCCUGCUGGCAUCGAACACUGCUCGGCUAGUUUGAUUGUGGAACCACUGGAACCCACUGAGCUGCCUUGCUUCAAGGUGUCACUGCAGAAUGCGAUGGCGCGUGUCGGUCAAAAGGUCAAGCUCGAGGCACUUGUCAGUGGAAUUCCCAUGCCCGAGAUCUGCUGGAUACACAAUGGCAAACCGUUCCAGCCACGCGACUCAAAAUAUGAAAACGGCCGCGUAACGUUCAUAAUACCGCAAGCUUAUCCCAACGACGCCGGAUCCUACGUGUUGAGUGCUAAGAACUUGGCUGGCGAGGCAUACACCAGUUGCAAUAUCAUUGUCAAAGGUCGUCUACCAAACGAGACGUCCGAUUCCGAGAUGGCCAGCGAUAUUGAGCCCAUCAGGCCGGCGGUCCAUAUACCGCUCAAGGAUGUAUCCAUUUUCGAAGGGAAACCGGUGCGUUUGGAUUGCGUGAUUGUGGGUCAACCGGAACCGGAGGUCAUUUGGUAUCAUAAUGAGCGACCUGUCAAGGAAUCGGCAGAUGUGCAGCUCCUCUUCCAGGGCGAUCGCUGCUCUCUCUUUAUACAGGAGGUGUACCAAGAGGAUGCGGGCAAUUAUAAAGUGGUUGCUAUCAAUUCGGCGGGUGAGGCCUCCAGCAGUUGUGAUCUGAAAGUGACGCCGCUGAACAUGUCAGAGCCAGCGACACGAGCAAAUGCAGAACGCCAAUCGCUGCCUAAGGAUUCGCAACCGAAAUUCGAGCGAUUACUCUCGGAUGUGCUCGUUGAUGAGGGGGAGCAGGUGGUGCUGGAGGUGCAGACUAGUGGCGAUCAACCGAUGCGAGCACAGUGGUAUCUGACCAACAAGGAACUGCAACUGGAUGAACGUGUCACAACAAAAUCCGAUGCAGAGGCCGGCAUAUUCAAGCUUAUCCUCAACAAUGUGGCUGCCAGCGACAAAGGCGUCUACACGGUCAAGGUCUCGAACAAUGCCGGCGAUGCCAAGUGUUUCUCGCAUUUGAUUGUCAAGUCGGUGAACGCGCCAGAGAAUCGUCGGAGUAGUCAAUCAUCUGUCGAGAUCGUCGAGCGACAUGUGUGCCCCGAGUUCAAGGAGCUCUUCAGUGACAAGCAGGCGCACAUUGACGAUGUCGUCAAGUUCGAGUGCAUUGUGGUUGGCAAGCCGACGCCCAAGGUGCAUUGGUAUUUCAAUGAUCAGCCGGUGCAUGGACAUAAUUUUCUGGUAUCCACUAGCGGUGACCGUCAGGUCCUGACUAUACAGCAACUGACCCAUGAUGCUGUCGGCAAGAUCAGCUGCGUCGCCGAGAAUGAGGCCGGCAAAGCGACUUGUGUUGCCUUCCUCAAUAUCAUUGGUAGUGGUCCGCUGGCCAGCAGCAAUGUGCAGUCAAUGACCCAGGAGCAUAAUACCGAAUCCUCGCGUGUGACGAUCAAGAAGCAAACAUUUACCACCACCUCCACAUCGCAGGUGAAUUCGUACGAAGGCAAUGUGCCACAAACCGAGGUGCAUCACUCCUCGGCGCACAUUGAUCAGUCGCUCAAGCAGCUGGGCCAACAGCGACCAGAGAUCGUCGAGACCCAUAACUACCAGGAGCUGCACAAGAGCAAGGAGAUGAGCAGUCCCAGCGUGCAGCAAAAAUCAUUCACGCUGGUCCAGUCCACAAAUGGAUCCUCACCGCUGCCCGCCCUGGCAAUGCCUGAAUCGCCGACCCGACUGCGCAAAGAGAUUGCACCACGUUUCACCACACCACUUACGGGCAGAAUUGUGGAUCAAGGUGCCAAUGUUAACAUGGAGGCCAUCUACGAUGGUUAUCCCUCGCCCGAAAUCAAGGUCGAGAAGAACGGUGGCCAAUUGUUCGACAAUGCGCACACAAAGAUAUCCAACAAGUGCAACCGUGUGACCAUUGAAUUGAAGGAGGUGGGCGUGGCUGAUGCUGGACGCUACGCGGUAACUGCAUCCAAUGCAGUGGGCCAGUCAACAAGCACCGCGGAUUUGGUUGUAAAAAAGACCAUCUUUCCACCAGUCUUCGGUCGACGCUUGCAGGCGCAGGUCAGCAAAAAGGGUGAGAAAUUGAUCAUGGAAGUGGAAGUCACAGGUUUGCCGGAGCCAACAGUCACUUGGCUCAGGGACGAAGUGCCAAUCAAGGAUGCUGGCAUCUCCGAGCAUCGUCUGCUUGCCCAGGGCAACACCUACAAGCUGAUCAUCGAGAGAGCACAAACGACGGACUCUGGCAAGUAUAUGGUGAGGGCCACCAAUGCUGGUGGUGAGGCGAAGAGCAUUGCAGAUUGUGCCAUAUUGGAGCCCUCGCCGGAACGCAUGCAGGAGGUGGUCAGGACGAUUGUCUAUGAGACGCCGGCAGCUAGUGAAUUCAAAACUGAACCCCAGUCUUAUCAGACUAAUCAAAGCGAUGCAACCACUGCCAACGAUCUGCAUGGCCUGUCCGAGUCGAAAGUAACCACUGAGCAUCGUUGCACCACCGAGGCAACGAUGCGACUAGAGCACAAAUCGACGUAUCUAGACCUGCCCGAGCUGAGUCCACGACCAAAGACACCAACCACCACCAACAUCGAUAAUAAGAACACUGCCAGCCCAGAUCAGACCGAUACACAGACCAGUUUCAAGACUGGCAUUACACAAACCCCACCGCAAGUGCCACCCAAACCCUGUACGCCUGUGGUGGCAACACCCUUUGGCCAGCAGCCACUGCAGUUGCAGCAACCACUUUCACAACAACCACCGCAGAUGCAUACGCAAAUCAACACCAGGUAUGAGAGCCGCAGCAGCGAAAAGAAAUCGUCUUCUUCCUUCGAGUACUUUAAGAAGAUGGACGAGGAGAGCGUCACCCAGCGACCCAAACCACUGGCCCAGAGGCCAUUGGAGACGUUGGUGCGUCAGCCCCAGGCUCAGAGCCUGGCCGAAGAAUUAAAAAGCAUGAAUCUUAUACCAGGAGCGCCGCCAGAGUUUUGCUACACGCCCAAAGGCGAGAAGCAGUUGCCCAAGCCACCGCUCAUCAAGGAAAAGAUCAAGCUCCUUCAGGAAGUGCAGCCUAUGGAGUCACCACCACAAGGUGGUGUUCCCGUCUUUCCACCGCCGCUUAAUCUGACGAGCAUGCAACAUGAGACCACAUUAACCAAGGAAGUAAAAGUGGAGUACGGUCAGCCCAUUGUGCGUCCAGCGGCGGUGCUCGCUACUCCAGCACAGCAAAAUACACGUUCGCCAUCUCCAAAGCCAUCGGCGGAAGGCGUGGCAAUGUCCAAGCUGUGGACUCCCAUCGGUGUCCCUGGCUACACAAGUGAUGUGGAGCAGAAGACGGAGCAACAGAUCAACGUUACUAAGCUGUCCUCCCCGACGCCCACCAAGGAGCUAAAUGCACCCUUCCUGGUGCAGCAGGUUGCCAGAAACAUAACGCCAGCUGCACCAACGACGCCCACAGCGGCGCCAGUCACUCGACUGAUCAACGUGCAACUUGAACCAGGCACUCCGCCAGAGAUCUGUUAUGCUCCGAAGCAGCCACAGCAGCAGGAGGAGGUGCGUCGCCAUUCGUUGGUGGAGAGCAUGGAGCAGAAAUUGGAACAGAAUCUCAUACAGGGUCCCAGCAAGGUGCUGCCCCAUUCGGUGCCUACUCUAACCCCGGUCGCACCACCACUCAAAUCAAAUGGCUCCACCCAUCGUCCACCGCCACCGGUGAUGCCCAGCCGGCUCGGUCCCCGGGAGCUUUACGAGAGUGACUACGAGAGUGAUCGCUACAAGUACAGCGGAAGUGAAUCUGAUGAGCCGGGAAAUCGAGCACGCCAACAACAGGCCACCAUGGAGUCAUCGUUCAAAUCGAGUGGCUACGCUGCCGAUACGGAGGAACACUCCAGCUAUCGCAAGUCGGAGACUAGUUUCUAUGAGACAAAGUCUUCAUCUUCAGCGAAUGCCGCACCACCCAAAAUGCAGCCUGAGCCACCGGCACAGCUGUACUUUACGCCGCAGGCUGCACCACCAACCCAAACUAGCUACAAUCAGGAGGCGAAGAACUACAAAUACACGUCGUCGAACAUGACGAGCAACAUGCGACAGAGCAGCAGCAGCUCCACACACCACGAGACCAAGUUCUCAUCGAAUGCCACGCCUGUAAUUAGCCAGCCCCAGCCCAGUCCGGUGCCGGCGCAGCGUAAAACACCCGCCACGGAAUUCAGUGACUACAGCAGCGAGGUGGACGAACGUUUCCGUUCGGUGUCGCGUGCCAAUGAAUCCGACUCGGAUAUCAAAGGCUAUCGCGUGGUAUUCCCACCAACACCGACACCACGUACCAAUAUCGCCAAUGGCCACAAAUCGCCCGUGGUGGUAGUGACGCCAUCGCCCAUGGAGUUUGAACCAAUGCCAGCCGAGUUGGGCAGCUAUACGCGCCCCAAAUUCGAACCCAUUGGUAAGGAGAUACGCCACGAGAUCAAAACGGAGUCCAGCUCCAAGCAGUACCAUUCACGUCAACAGCAGCCACAACAACAUGUCUUCAAGCCCAAACCGGUGGCAGCCAAGUUCAUAGCAGCAACCCAACAACAACAGCAACCGCUGCCCACAUCACGUCCAACCAUGUAUUACAAUGCCGUAGCUGGUGCCCCAAUGCAUACGGCCAAGGUGGCCCACGAGACGAAGAAUGUGAUGCAGAUGCACGAGUCGACGGAGAGCUCUCAGCGAGUUGUUAACAUGCAGCAGACCAAGCGCAUCAUUCACUUCGACAAUCAGCAACAGCAGCAACAGCCUGCCUUGGAGCCCUUCCCUUAUAGUCCGGCGGGCAGUCGGACGCCUUCGCGUCAGUCACACCUGCCACCCCCGGCCACGCCUACCAAGUUUACACCCGGCGAGUUUCGUGAGAGCGACUACGAGAGCGAGGUGGAGGGCGCUAGGAUUCAGCCCCUGUGGUCACCCUGUGGCGAUGGCCUGACAAAGGGUUAUCGUCGUGUGGCAGCGCCACAGUCUGGCGGUCGCUCCUGCAGCCUGCCGCGCACCUACGAGCGAGUGCUGUCGCCCAUGGAGUUUGAUCGUGGACCAGAGAUGCCCAGCAAGAUCCAUGUCGAUGUGAAUACGUUGCGCAAGGAGCAGCGAGGUGGCAGCACGGUGACCACACAGCAUCGCACCCAGUCCUUGAAUCGCAAAAGCACAAUGCAGCAACAGUAUGGCAACAAUAGGCUGCCAGAUGGCUCCAUGGAUCAGACGGAUCAGCAACAGCAGCUAAGAGGAGGCACCUUGCCACGCUCUGCCGGCUACAGUUCACUGCAGCAGCAGGCGGAGGGUCAGGGCCGGCGUAUGGGCUCUACGUUCCUGCAGAAGUCGCAUCAGUUCAUCGAGGAAGUAAGCAAGGAUAUGGAUAGUUCGAAUGUUGGACUGCGUCCAGGAUUCAGGCGUGCGCCCAGUGAGGGCAGCAAUCAGCCGCAGGCCUACAGAGAUGAAUCGCGUGUAUCCCAGUAUGGCACCAAAUGCGUCGAUCCCAAUACCGGUUUAAUCUAUUUCAAAUACGACUUUGGCUACGAGUUCGGCAUACUCUUUCCCGGCGAGGGCCACAAGUUCGUGAGCAGCCAGUGGAACAGCAAAGGCGGCACCAGCAACAACAACAGCCUCAACAACUCCUCCAACUGUUCCACCACCAGCAUCCACCAUAGUCGCAAUGCGCCGUAUCCGCUGAAGCUAGGCGCCGGCAAUGAGUUGGUUAUACCCGUGCAACACGAACGCACACUGGGCAGCAGCGCCCAGCCCCUACAGGGCUACAGUUCCGACAGCGAGACGCAGCGUCGCAGCUAUGCGCGUGUCAAGGCGAUGGCGCCACGCAUAUACGCCCAGAAGCGCUACAGUCUGCCCAGCGGCCACAGCCUCGACAUUCAUCUAGAUCGCCUGCAUGCGCAGGCACCGCGUCUGCCGCCCGAGCAGAUGGUGCGCACAGUGCCGGAAUUGCCCAAUACGGAGCCAGUCAAUGCCCAUUUGAAUCGCGAUGAGCUGGCACAAAGGCCUCCCUUAUUCAUAACGCCACUGAAAGACAUUGCGGUGGGUGUGGGUGGCACAGCACGGUUCGAGUGCAUUGUGCAGGCGCAUCCGCAGCCGCAGAUUAACUGGACGCACAACGGAUCUAAUUUGGAGCAGUGGGGCGGAAACAGUGGCAGCAGCAGCAGUCGUCGGCAUAUCAUUGAAUACCGGAACGGCGUGUGCCGUCUAACACUGCCCCAGGCGUAUCCGGUUGAUAAUGGGAGCUACGCUUGCAGCGCCAUGAAUCCCUUGGGGGCGGCCAGCACCAUCGGAAAUUUGAACGUUUCGAGCAUAAAUCGUGGAUUUAGAUAUUAAGCAUAUUUAUAUAUAUAUACAUAUCUUUAUUUAUUUACUUAUGAUUUGUUCAUGCCAAAGGUUUUUACAUUUUUAUUGUGUGUGUGCGUGUCCUUUAAUUCUGUUAUUUGGUUUUGAUUGAAUGCGAAAAAUCAAAACUAAAAACCCCCCACUACGUUCAUGUUGAGGGAGUAUAGUAUUACUUGUGUUUUUUCUUGUCGACAAUUACAAUAAAUCAAAUCAAAACGA